This is a messenger RNA of Octopus bimaculoides (California two-spot octopus), 981 nucleotides long. Its product is annotated as clathrin light chain B. The record is from RefSeq and is a predicted model, not a curated record. Gene Ontology annotation, cellular component: postsynaptic endocytic zone cytoplasmic component; plasma membrane; synaptic vesicle membrane. Lineage: Eukaryota; Metazoa; Mollusca; Cephalopoda; Octopoda; Octopodidae. Gene Ontology annotation, biological process: intracellular protein transport; clathrin-dependent endocytosis. Gene Ontology annotation, molecular function: clathrin heavy chain binding; structural molecule activity.
GCCGAAAACCGACGGUAGAUUACGGAAACAGCCGAUUGUUUGUCUGACGUAUUUCAUUCUAACAAAAUGGCUGAUUUCGAGAAUUUCGAGUCUGCUGGUGAUGGAAAUGUCGAAGAAGACCCUGCUGCUGACUUUUUAGCUCGUGAACAGACAGAACUCGCAGGUCUUGAAGACGACAACUUUCCCGUUGCAGAUGCCUCUCAGCCAACUGCAGGUCUUGAAGAUGACAACCCCCCCGUUGAAGAUGUUACUCUUCCAACCACAGCUGAUGGGUUUAACACCUUUGAAGAAUCAAAUGCAACAGUUAAUGGUUUGAGUGAUGCAGAUGUGCCACAGACUAAUGGACCUACAGAUGGAAGUGGUUAUGCUGCUAUAGCUCAAGUUGAUAAACACCAUCGAGAACCUGAGAAAAUCAAGUUGUGGAGAGAAGAACAAAAGAAACGGCUUGAACACAAGGAUGCUGAAGAAGAAAAUAAGAAGGAAAUAUGGCGUGAAGCUGCAAAGAAAGAGCUUGAAGAUUGGUUGAAAAAUCAGGCAGAACAGCUUAUUAAGACCAAAGAAAACAACCGAGCUGCUGCCGCAGCCGAGCUUGCAGACAUCACUUGUGGGGCACAAGAAGAAGCAAGCAUGAAGGACCGUGAAGAGAGCAUUGCUGGUCAAGAAUGGGAGAAAAUCUGUCGGCUUUGUGACUUCAACCCUAAGCAUUCCAAAAACACAAAAGACGUGUCUCGUAUGAGAUCAAUAUUGCUACAGUUGAAGCAAACGCCUCUGGUUCGCUGAAGAUUGUAGCCUCAUGAAAUAGUUGUAUGCUAAUGAGAAUGUUAAAGAAGAAUCAGGAUUUGUGAAACUAUUGUUUUGGUUGUCAUGGUUGAAAUUUAAACUAGAAGCAAUUACUAAUUCCUUAAGAGUAAUUGAUCAAAAAUCAAUAGAUUAUGUUAACUGAAUUUGUAGACUUGUCAAUAAAUUUGGGUUAUACAUUAA